Molecule: messenger RNA, 344 nt
Organism: Racocetra persica
Lineage: Eukaryota; Fungi; Glomeromycota; Glomeromycetes; Diversisporales; Gigasporaceae
Source: the annotation of a GenBank genome assembly
AAAAAUUAAAAAAUUAUGGGGCUAAAGAUUGUUCCGAAAAUAGCGACUGGAUUUUGUUGAAUGAAAAUUUGGUAAUUUACCAGAGCCAAAUUGAUUAUUUAAAAUCCAGACUAGUUGCUUCCAGCCAAGAGGAAGAUAAAAUUGUUACUUACCGUUUAUUAGAAACUGGUGAGGAAAUAACCAUUCGGUUAACCAGCGGAGAGACCAAUCCCGAGCAAGGCCAAAUCUCUCGCACUUGCCCUCUCGGAAUGGCUCUCGAUAAGAAAAAAGUUGGUGAAAUAGCCGAAGUUAAAACCAGCCAAAAAGAAUACAAAAUACAAAUAGUUGCUAUUAAAGAAGCCUAA